This is a messenger RNA of Talaromyces rugulosus, 378 nucleotides long. RefSeq lists its product as uncharacterized. Gene Ontology annotation, molecular function: protein heterodimerization activity. Gene Ontology annotation, biological process: rRNA (guanine-N7)-methylation; peptidyl-glutamine methylation; tRNA methylation. The transcript is spliced from 3 exons. The coding region runs from base 1 to 378 and encodes 125 amino acids. The record is from RefSeq and is a predicted model, not a curated record. NCBI's taxonomy places the organism in Eukaryota, Fungi, Ascomycota, Eurotiomycetes, Eurotiales, Trichocomaceae.
AUGAAGGUCCUCACAGUCAAUUUCCUCACAUGCGCCGUCAGAGGCUGCCGAGUGUCACAGUCAUCGUCAUCACUUCACUUCAAGGAUGCAGAGCUUGAAAAGCUGGAACUCGAUUUCAAUCCGACUUUUGUUCGAAACAUUUUACCCCGCCUGGACUGGGAUCGUCUCAGAGCAACAGCACAAGAGCUUGGGUUUCCAACAAUUUCAGACACAAAACCAGAGGGCGACGGCGUCAACGAAACAAACCUGCAGGAUCUCCACCGUUUACUACUGGAAACCGAAGUAGUUGAAGGAAAACUAUGCUGCACGAACUGCGGUCAUGAGUAUGAGAUCAAGGAUGGAAUCGCAAACUUUUUACUCCCAAGUCAUUUGGUGUGA